GUUGAACGCGUCCGGAUCAUCACCACCAUUUGGAACAAGCCUACACUUAUCUCCAUGUUUGUUCUGCUAUACCUGAUCCACUUCGUCGAUAUGCUGCAAAACUAUAUCGACACCGGCCUCAACCCAUACGUCACAUCAGCAUUCAGUUCGCACGGCUUGCUCACCGUAGGGACCGUCAUCUCCACAGCACUUGGUGGCUGCGUUCCACUUACCAUGGCGAAAGUCAUCGAUCUCUGGGGCCGUGUUGAAGGCUUCUGCUUCAUGCUCCUGGUGUGUGUCUGUGGUAUGAUCGUUAAGGCUGUUUGCACGAACGUUCAGUCCUACAUCGGUGGUCACGUUCUUUACUGGACUGGUCAUAUCGGUCUAAUAUACGUUAUCGAUGUUAUGUGCGCCGAUAUCACCUCUCUCAAGAACCGUAUGAUCAUCUUCGGCAUCAACCAGACGCCGAGGAUCGCCGCAACCUUUGCUGGACCCGAACUUACUUCGAUCUUCUUGAGUGGUCCUGGCUGGCGUUGGGCGUUUGGAGCCUUCAUCAUCAUUCUCGUCGCUUGCAGCGUUCCAGCUAUGGCUCUCAUGCUUUACAUGUACCGAAAAGCUCGCAAAUCUGGCUAUGCUGAGAAGCAAAGGUCUGGUCGGAGCACAUUCCAAUCUGUGAAACACUACGUUAUCGAGUUCGAUAUCUUUGGUAUCAUAUUGAUCAUGGCCGCCUUCUGCCUCUUCAUGCUGCCGUUCACCCUCGUGAACUACGCUCCCCAACUGUGGAAGACGCCCUAUAUCAUCGCCAUGAUCGUCCUCGGCAUUUUGCUCUUUCCCACUUUCAUUCUCUAUGAGAGGUAUCUGGCUCCAGUCCCAUUCCUCCCGUGGAAGUAUCUCAAGGAGCCAACCAUCGUCGGCUCUUGUGUUCUUUACGGUGUCAUGUUUCUUUCAGUCAUGUGCUGGAACGGAAUGUACAACUCGUACCUGCAGGUUGUACACAGGCAGAGUAUCGUACAUGCCGGAUACAUCCUCAACUCCUUCUCUCUCACUUCUUCCGUCUUCGGUCCUCUUAUCGGAAUGCUCAUCAGCUACACGGGUAACUUCAAGUGGGUCGCAAUGAGUGGUGUACCUAUCACUCUCCUCGGAACCGCUUUGUUAAUUCCUUACCGCCAGCCUGAUUCUCCUGUCGGUGUCUUAGCUUUUACCCAAGUUCUCGUUGGUCUCGGUACUGGUAUUUUCGCCACCUGCGGUCAACUUGCCGUCAUGGCACCCGUCACUCAUCAGCAGAUUGCUGUCGUCAACGCGCUCUGGGGACUUUUUGGUGGCUUCGGCUCCUCUAUCGGCUACUCCAUCGCUGGUGCCAUGUGGAACAGCAUCACCCCCGGCAAAUUGUAUGAGCUUCUUCCCGAAGGGUCCAAGGACCAGGCAGCUGUCAUUUUCGGCGACAUCCAAGUGCAGAUGUCUUUCGCUGACGGCACCCCUGAGCGUGCCGCCGUUGUUGGCGCUUACGCUCACUCUCAGCGCUUGAUGGUCAUUGCUGGUGUCUGUUUCAUUCCUCUUUGCGUUGCGUCCAUCUUCAUCUGGAAGAACAUCAACGUCAAGAAGCUUGAGAAGGAGCAGGGCAAGCAGACCAAAGGUCUGGUCUUCUAGAUGAUGUCACGACUUUACUAUCAGAUAAAACGGGGGUUUGAGUUGCAGGACGCUUGUAGGUGGUAUUGAGACGUGCAUAUGUACAAUAAUGCAUGUCUGUACGAUAGGAGAAACAUGAUGCUUAAAACUUUCCAGUGACAAAUACAUUCGUUGUCCUCGCUUGAGCUCUUCUUAAGUGCUAUGAGGUUCCACAAACUGUCUACCUUGAUCAAUGAAAAGACGUGUGGCAGUGGCGCUCGACUAGCGUAUCACCAACUCAGCAUUCCUCCUGUGUACAGGUCUGCGCACGUAUGCAUCGUUAUAAGAUAUAUAGAUUGAAUGAUUGAUUGGUUUAACA
This is a messenger RNA of Macroventuria anomochaeta, 1963 nucleotides long. Its product is annotated as MFS general substrate transporter. The record is from RefSeq and is a predicted model, not a curated record. Gene Ontology annotation, biological process: transmembrane transport. The coding region runs from base 55 to 1626 and encodes 523 amino acids. The transcript has 3 exons. Gene Ontology annotation, molecular function: transmembrane transporter activity. Lineage: Eukaryota; Fungi; Ascomycota; Dothideomycetes; Pleosporales; Didymellaceae.